Messenger RNA from Aspergillus fijiensis CBS 313.89, 665 nucleotides. RefSeq lists its product as uncharacterized. The record is from RefSeq and is a predicted model, not a curated record. Bases 267 to 608 code for a protein of 113 amino acids. The transcript has a single exon. Lineage: Eukaryota; Fungi; Ascomycota; Eurotiomycetes; Eurotiales; Aspergillaceae.
UCAAGCAAGUGGUCAAGGAAAACCCGGCCCUUUGAAUGUCAUUGAUGCGUACAGUGAACAAUGCUAUCGCUUGGUACAUUCUAGACUCCAAACACACAAACACACACUCGACUACGGUUGUCGCGACAACCAGACCUUGGUCUAUGCGCGGAUGCAGCUUUCGGCGAUUUCCUGCAUUUGUGGCAAACGAACGGAUCGCCGCGGACUUCGUCAUCUCUUUCUCCGACGCGAAAUGACAAUCUUCACCGAGAGAUUCGUGCAACAGAAUGGUGAUUGAUAUCUGGGUCCAGGAACUCUUCCGAUCAGCGACUACAUGGCGUCUUAUGUCCUCGAAACGUUUUGCAUGUUGUUUCUCCUUUCAAAUCUGCCGGCUGAUUUAUUUUAUGUAUUCCCCAUAUUGGCCAGUCUGUUUAAUUUUUUUUCUUAGCGAGAAGCAUGGCGUCUCAAAAUCAACAAUAUCGUGGUGGCCAUGCAUGGCUUCAUUGAGAGAGCAAGAAAAUCCGACCGAGGUCGUACCGCACUGGCCGGGUUGGUGUUCUCCGUUCAUUCUUGGCACACCUUCUAGAUCGCAACCGAUUUCGUCCGCAUGGAGACAGAACAGAGAUUGAACGUUGGCACAUUGGCACGUUGUCAAUUUGUCCGCUCAUCCGGGACAGGUAUACAAU